Paramecium octaurelia is the source of this 1403-nucleotide messenger RNA. The record is from the annotation of a GenBank genome assembly. NCBI's taxonomy places the organism in Eukaryota, Ciliophora, Oligohymenophorea, Peniculida, Parameciidae.
UUUAAUUCUUACAUAGUGUUUGAUCUAAGUUAUAAGAUGUCACUAGCUUAUGUUACAAUUUUACAUUUUCUUUAGGUAGUAAGACUGGCGAUUAAUAAUUACAAGUAUCACAGUUUAUAUAAAUAAGUCAUAUCUUGAACGAUCACAACUGUUGUCUUGAAUUGUUUUGGGGAAUCUUAUCCAUAUCCUAUUAUGUAAUAGUUCAAAUUACCUUAGGGUUGCUUUUUGUACUUCAUCGAUCACUCCACUUUUCCUAUUCAAUACCCCAUGAUAAUGUAUUUUGUCUUUACUUUGUCAUGGAUGCUAUUUCUCUUACAUGCUCACAGGCAAAACAAACAUGAGACAAAUAUCAUUUCCCUUGUAAAAUAAUAGCAAUAUUAUAGUUUAAUGUAUUUUGUAAAUUGCUUUUGACAACCCAAUUAAUGCUAAUAAAUUUUCGUCAAAUUGAUUGGCUUAGAUGGGAUUGGAUAUACAUAUUUUCUAUUUUUUGGGUAUUUCUUAUUCUUGCAAUUGUGCUUCAAUUUAUCUUCGCUACUGAUUUAAUUGUGAAACUAAUCCAUACUAUACAAGAAAAAAAUUUACUCAGCAAACAAGCUUUAAAUAAAGAAAGUAGAUCAAUUGAAUAUUCCAAUAGUUAUAAGUACUUUGUGGAUAAAUUUAUUAAUUCUCUCUAUUUCUGGAUUAUUAACAUUUACUAUUGUUAGUUGUUCUAUAAAGUUGAACACAGAACGAAAUCCCUUUAAUUCAAUACCAAUCACAAUAUGCAUUGUUUAUAGUCUAGUUAUUGCUGGAUAUACUUGUUAUUUUAGAAGUACCUUGAAGUAUAAAUCAUUUUGUAAUUUAGUUAAUUCUUAAUGACAUUUAAAAAUAAAAUACUGGAUGAAGAAUAAAAUGAAGACAAUCAAUUUAGUUCUCCUAGUUCAAAGAGGAUAAGCCUUUUUACAAGAGAUAAAAAUAAGAUUAACAUCAAAUUGCCAUAAUUCUUAGUAUUUAAUUUCGUGAUAUAAGAUAAAAUUAUCAUAAACAUACUUUCAACCUUAUUUGAUUGGAUAAAACUAUGAGUGUUAAAAAUAGUCAUUAUCAGAGGUUAAACAAGCAAAGAGAAAUAAGACAGACGUAGAAUAGCCUAAAUAAAGCAAUCAGAACUCCUUAACUGAGUUGAAAGUUGAGAAAGAUUAGAAUUGUUUUAAUUGUUAUUAGAAUGAAAGUUGCGCUGUUUAUAUGCCCUGUGGUCAUGGUGGUUUAUGCAUAAAGUGUGCGACUGAAUGGUUUGCAGAAAAAUAAGAAUGUUUAAUUUGUCGAAAAGUAAGAAUACAUAUCACAUUUAGCCAGUUGAAUAAGUAGUUAAAGUUAUUGAAUCGAAUUUAAAUAGAGUUUAAAUUGUAGAUGUAGUUGCAUAUUGA